CUCCAUAGUUACGAGCUUACGAGUUUGUUUACUUCAAAGAUUCUUCUUCUUUAGUAGUUUGUGUUCAAAGAGGUGCCUGCUUGAGUUCCUGUAGAUUCUUUAAUGUCAGCCCAUAAUUCCAAUACUUUGUAUAACGGAGUAACGGAGUCGUGGCCAUAGUUGAAGUUUAUCAACUAUAGUAUAACUUUAUUGUGGCCAAAAAUUGUGACUAAGAUGUUAGAAGUACAAACCAAUAAUGAUCAGACAAUACUGGAUUACCUGAAUGAGGACUGCUGGCGUGCUGUGCUGAAAUAUGUACCCGUCCAGGACAUCAUCCGGACGGAGAGCACCAGUAGACAAUGGCAGAGAGUAGUACUACAAUACUUACAAGGAGUUCACAUAAGUAUAUUAUGUGACAAUGAUAAAUCCAGGAAAACUAAUCCAAAUGCUUGUGUUUUGAAACUUUCUCAGUCUAUGUAUUUCUUAAACUACAAGUCAUUUGUUAUGUGGAUCAGUAAACUUGGCACAUCAGUUGCGGCCGCUUAUUGCGACAAUUUGGAAACUUUAAUAAGAAUCAGAGAAAACUGUCCUAAUUUAGAAAGUCUCACGCUUCACAGCUUGCAUAACCAAUGCAGCUGCUGUGGUUUAUUAGAACGGUUCCCAUACAAUCUGAACAUGGACUUCCCGUGCUUGCAGGGGCUGUACUUCUAUUCAUGUAAUAUAUCGGAUAGCUGUAUUACUAAUUUUAUAGCGGACAAAGCAUUAGAAGAAUUAGAAAUAUGCAAUUGUCAGAGAGUGACCGGGGAUUUUUUCAAUACGAUAAACUUGUCAAACGUAAAAUCUCUUGCCUUAGAAUCAUUCGAUGAUUUGGACUCGGAGCACUUGUUCUCAGCUGUCGAGCGCCUUGUUGAGCUAAAGAAGUUGGUCCUUAACUUAAUGCCUGAGGAUACAUUCAAAGGGAUACAAGUAUUGUUGGAUAUGAUGCCCAAAUUGGAAUAUCUAGAAAUAUAUGAUGAGAAACUAGAGACGAUGCCUUGCUAUGAUUAUAAGCCUCUAUCACGUCUGUCUUGUUUGAAGCACCUCGACGUGCAGUACCAACUGUCUGAUGAGGCUGCGGAAGCUAUAUUGCGGGGCUGCAAGGAUUUGAGGACCUUGGAGUUUAGGAACUGUGAAGAUAUGAACGGGAACUUCGUAGCGGAGGCACUGUGUCGCUGGGGCACGCGGCUCCGCUCGCUGUCGCUGAUGGCGCUGGACUUGGACGACGACGAUGUGGUGGCUAUAAUCAGCGGCUGCCCCGAGCUCACGCGGCUGCUAGUGACGGGCGCCUGGCUGUCGCCGCGGCUGCCGGCGCGCGCGGCGGCGGCGCGGCGCGGCCCGCGGCUGCUGCUCGACCUCGCCGGGACUAGUUUAUCGGAUCCGAAAGAAACGAAAGACCUUUACGGGGACUAUGAACCAUUGAAGCUGGAGUACGAAGAACUAAUUAUUGAACUUUAACUUGAAGAUUACUUGAUAUAAUAAAUAGAUACCUAUACUCUGUAUCUUUAGGUAUUUAAAUAAAAGUAAAAAAAAUCUACCCUCAAAUGGCUCCUUAAGCCACUCAACUGGCUUAGGGUAGAUGAAAACAUUACAUGAUCAAAUAAUGUAGGUUAAAGUCAGGUCGUGCAGUGGCAGAUCGAGGCGGUUAUGUAUUUGGUUGGUAAACCAAUGAAUGUUUCUAAUUUUAUUUUAUAAACAUGUGUCUAAUUUUACUUAGGAUACGUAUGACUUUUUUCACCCUUCUGAUUAAAAUCUCAUUUGGUUAGCCUUA
Messenger RNA from Cydia pomonella (codling moth), 1786 nucleotides. RefSeq lists its product as uncharacterized. NCBI's taxonomy places the organism in Eukaryota, Metazoa, Arthropoda, Insecta, Lepidoptera, Tortricidae. The record is from RefSeq and is a predicted model, not a curated record. Gene Ontology annotation, molecular function: protein binding. The transcript has 8 exons. The coding region runs from base 214 to 1473 and encodes 419 amino acids.